AUGACGAAUUUCUUGUUUGCCAAGAACAAAAUUGGCUUCAUCGAUGGGUUAAUAAAGAAGCCAGAGAAGACUGCAUCCAAUUAUAUGGCCUGGAUGCGUUGCGAUGCAAUGAUAAAAGCCUGGCUCACUACGUCAAUGGAGAAGGAAAUACGUAGCAGUGUUAAGUAUGCUAAUAGUGCUGCGGAAAUUUGGGAUGACAUGAAGGAGAGGUUUGGCAAAGAAAGUGCACCGAGAGCCUAUGAGUUGAAACAAUCGCUCACGAUGACUCGACAAGACGGGACUUCCAUCUCAGCCUACUAUACUAAAUUGCGUGGCCUAUGGGACGAAAUACAAUUGGUUUUACCGAUUCCUCGCUGCACGUGUAAGGGGUGUAUGUGUGGGCUUGGGAAGAAACUUGUUGAACUCAAGGAAAAGGAAAGAACAUACGAAUUUUUUAUGGGUCUUGACAGUGAAUUUUUGGUGAUUCGGACUCAGAUUUUGGCAAUGAAACCAACACCAAGCUUAGGGACGCAUUAUCAUCUAGUUGUUGAAGAUGAGCAACAGAGGGUUGUUUCCUUUGCUAAGAAAACAACUCAAGAAGCAGUUGUUUUUCAAGCUUUUGUUCCAGCAAAACGCGAAGCAGCAAAAAAAGGGGGGGCAGAAGCAAAAAGGGAGAUGACAAAGCCUAAAGCUGCACUUGUUGAAACUAGUUCGAGUCCUUUCCCAGGAAUAACAGAAGAGCAAUAUAAGAUGUUUGUUAAACACUUCAGUGGUGACGAUGGUACCGAUGGCUCAUAA
This is a messenger RNA of Cynara cardunculus var. scolymus (artichoke), 777 nucleotides long. RefSeq lists its product as uncharacterized. The coding region runs from base 1 to 777 and encodes 258 amino acids. NCBI's taxonomy places the organism in Eukaryota, Viridiplantae, Streptophyta, Magnoliopsida, Asterales, Asteraceae. The transcript is spliced from 2 exons. The record is from RefSeq and is a predicted model, not a curated record.